CAGAGCUGCCGGACCGGUUCCCGGUGGAGUGGGCUCUGGGUGUGACGGGCGUCAUGGAGGUCCAGGUCCUGGAGAGCGAGCGUCUGGCGGAGGACCCGCUGCUGAGCAAGCUCAGGGACAGCCGCCGCCGCUUCCAGAGGCGCAUGCAGCAGCUGAUAGCGAAGUAUGAGCACCCUUUCGAGGACGCCCCGCUGGUGCAGAUGUCUACGCUGACCUACAGGACACCCCAAGGAUUGAGAAUUUGGGGAGGAAAACUAAUGAAGGAAAUAAACAAAGGACAAAUGCAGGACCCCCCUGGGAAGCCGGUGGACGGGGCAGAUGAUCCUGGGCCAGGACAAGGUGAUAAAUGUCUACGAGCUCACGCACAGGUCCCAGGAGUGGGUUCAGAGAGCAGUGACGCUGGAGCAGCCUCAGACCAGGGUGACCUGCCUGCCCGCACCUGGAUGCCCGCAGUGCCUCGGAGCCCUCUGAGAGACGAGCUGAGAAGGAAGUACCUGACCCAAGUGGACAUCCUGCUGCAGGGCACAGGGCGCUCUGAGGGAAAGGACACGCCUCGGGCCCCGGCCCCAUCUUUGGCCUCGCCUGCCAUGCUUGCCCCUGGAUAUUCUGGUGAUGACUCGACAGAGAGCCUCGGUAACACUGCACAGCCACCUUCCUCCCCCAGAGCCGGGGAUCCCCUGCACCCUUGCCCAGUGGACCUGGCCGUAGCACCCAGCAGUGCCCACCACUUCAGCAGCCCGUCCUCUGAGGCCAGUGGCGUCUGCGAUGUGACGAUCAGCGACCUGUACGCGGGCAUGCUGCACUCCAUGAGUCGCCUGCUGAGCGCAAAGCCGUCGUGCAUCAUCUCCACCAAAACGUUCAUCGUGCAGAGCUGGAGCUCCCGGAGGAGGCAGCCCCGGAGAAGCCGGGUGCACAUGAAUGAGACGUACUGCAGAGGGGCCAGGCCCUCCCGGAGGAGUGCCAAGGAGCAGUCCGCACACUAUCCAGAGCCCAGGAGAGAGAAGGGGACACUAAGAGACUGCAGGAACUUACUGCACACCCCUCGCCACAGGACAGGCUUCAAGUUGGAAAAGGCUUCUCUUCAUGAGAACACAGCCCAGCUCCAGAAAUUAGACCCUAGCUGGAAGGAGCGUCAGGUGACGCCCCAGAAGUGUUCCUCGUUGGCUUACUUAGACUUCAGCGCAGUGCAUCUGGACUGGGAAAAUCGACUUAUGACCUUAAAAUGGUUAAUUUCACCUGUGAAAAUGGUUUCCCGACCAAGAAUGCUGCAGGGCUGUGCAGAGAGUCGAUACAGGGAGAUUGAAAGCAAAUUCGACAGGCUUCAUCGAGAAUGCUGCCUGAGUCCUGGGAGGAAACAGCCUCGCACAUCUGGACGCGCACACUCCUGGGCCUUGGCCCUGUACCGAGGUGGCUGUGUGAGUCCUGGCAGUGUGCAGGGCUCAGAAUCCCACCGGCUGCCCUUACCUUUCUGCAGAGCAAAAGCUACAAGCCUGAGUGAGACUUUUGAACACCUGGGCAGAAGAUCUGCAGACGUGAGGGGAUGCCGUCCACAGAGGGACUCUUCUUCCUCACUUUCCAAGUCCCUUCUGCCACAGAGCGCGGGCCGCUAUGCAGAGACAGCCAGCCCUUUGCAAGGACACAGCUGUGGAACUAUCAGAAGAGCAAUAUCCUCCAGCCACGCUGUCUCAGUACCAAGCACACAGCCCCCGAGCCGACCAAAGAGUCGCCAUGAUGAAGUUAAAGACACCUUUGCCCGGCUGCACCAGAAGUAUACCCAAGCAUCACCUCCGAUGGUGAAGGUGCCCUCAGGUGUUGCGGUGUCUGCAGAUAAAGCCAGAGCGGAAGUUCAGUGCCAGGCAGGGCAUGGUGGUGGGAAAUUAAAUCUGGACACUUGCCUCCUCCCGGGCUGCCAGUGGCCCUUGAGAAGUCCACUAGGAUCAGCUGUAGUCGAGGCCCCAGUGUCCGCAGGCACAGCCUGGGGGGCUCCUCCAAUCCCCACAAAACGACGCAGGCUGUCAGAUUCCCAAGUUUGUGGACUCCAGAGCAGGGGAGCCAGCCAGCCCCUCCCAGCCCAAAUGGGGAAAGAGCAACAUAUCCUCAGGAUGGAAGAGAAAAGUGAUCUUUGUUAGAAGAAUUCAAAACUAAAACUGGGUGGCCAGGUUAUCUGGGGCCCUCUUCCCUCUUGCUCUCUGCUUUUUGUUUGUAUGUUCUUUGUUUUUUUCCUUCCAGAUUCAGUCUUGCUAGGUUGCCCAGGCUGGCCGCCUCCUCCGGUCCUCCUGCCUCAGCCCCCUGUGUAACUGGGAUUAGUCCUGAGCCAUGGCACCCAGCUAUCCUGCUCCCUUGUUUUUGUCUUGCAGUUUUGGUCAUUGGACCCAGGGCCUCCAGCAUGCUCGGCAAAGGCUCUAGUACGGGGCUGUACCUCCAGCCCUUAUUUUAAGGACGGAGAAAGAGGAUGCGGUCAACUAAUCCAUCCUUAGUGCAAAAUCAGGGCAGUUGUCUCCAUCAGACACCAUCAGAUUGAACUCUUGAGUCUGUGCUUCUGUGAGUGCAGUUGCCCUUUGUUUUGAGGCUGGCGUUGGAAAUGCAGAAAUCCUCCUGCCUCAGCCUCCUUAAUACUGGGAUUAUAGUUGUGUGCUACCAUGCCCAGCUUCUAUAUACAUUUUUAACGUUAACCCAUACAGGCCUAUUUUUCUCAGGUUUCCCUUUUCCAAUUUAGUCAUAUUCUGAGAAUUCUCUCUUACAUUUCCUGUUGAUGUUUUUAGAAUAUCUGUUGCAAAACCUACAUUUGUACCCUGGAUAUAGUGAUCCUGGAAGGAAGCUAUGGCUGCUUGCUCCUUGAAACUCAGAUGCCCCUGUACAUAGUUUCCCCCAUGUUAGGAGACAGCAGCCUGGAACAUUACUCGUGCAUGAAAAGUAAUCCCUACUGCCUGGCUGGGUUGGGGUGAAAGUGUGUUGUCUUUCAGCAUCCCACGUUACUCCAGAGCCCUCGGAGCUGCGGAGCAUCUGUGAGGGACACCGCACGUCUCUGAUGGCAGCGUUUAUGAUAAGACAGCACAUUUUAAUGACUUAUUUCUGAUACUCGGAGAACAGUGGCAAAAUCCAUGAACUGACCAUGUGGAGCAGUCGUUGAAACCCUGUUGUCUGUCAUGAUUUUAGUUUCAAUAAAAAGUUAAA
Molecule: messenger RNA, 3174 nt
Organism: Fukomys damarensis (Damara mole-rat)
Lineage: Eukaryota; Metazoa; Chordata; Mammalia; Rodentia; Bathyergidae
Gene: Hjurp
Product: Holliday junction recognition protein
Exons: 9
Coding region: 54-2129 (691 amino acids)
Biological process (GO): CENP-A containing chromatin assembly
Cellular component (GO): chromosome, centromeric region
Molecular function (GO): histone binding
Source: RefSeq, a predicted model, not a curated record